Molecule: messenger RNA, 1065 nt
Organism: Neoarius graeffei (lesser salmon catfish)
Lineage: Eukaryota; Metazoa; Chordata; Actinopteri; Siluriformes; Ariidae
Gene: denr
Product: density-regulated protein
Exons: 8
Coding region: 183-788 (201 amino acids)
Biological process (GO): formation of translation preinitiation complex; translation reinitiation
Molecular function (GO): translation initiation factor activity; mRNA binding
Source: RefSeq, a predicted model, not a curated record
GCAUUGGUAGGACCCAAAGCCAAACCAGACUGUAGAGGUGUGCUCAAGCUGUAAAACACUUUGUAUAUUUACUAAAAGAAGAUAAAUAAUAGGAUAUAAACGCUUAGAAGAUUCAUGUAAUAAUGCUUAAGACUUUACUAAAAAGAAAGAAAUUCUGAGGACGGUCCAGAGAAUAAAUCAACAUGGCUGCUACUGAGACUGCAGAGUCAGGUUCUCUGGAGAACAAAGUGGAUCGGGCUGAUGGGGAUACGAAUUACCCACGGAAAGUACUUUACUGUGGAGUAUGCUCCUUGCCGACAGAGUACUGUGAGUACAUGCCCGAGCCAGCAAAAUGCAGACAGUGGCUUGAGAAAAAUUUUCCAGACAUGUUUGCUAGAAUGACUAUGGAGAAUGCGCCCAAGCAGGAAUCAGGAGGAGGAGGAGGUGGAGCGGGUGCAGAGGUGCCACCUGCUGGAGAGGAAGAAGAGAAGAAGAAGCAGAAAAGAGGUGGCAGAGGACAAAUCAAACAGAAGAAGAAGACUGUUCCCCAGAAAGUCACGAUAGCAAAAAUCCCACGUGCUAAGAAAAAAUACGUCACACGAGUGUGCGGCUUGGCAACCUUUGACAUAGAUCUUAAAGAGGCUCAGAGAUUCUUUGCUCAGAAAUUCUCCUGUGGUGCCUCAGUGACAGCGGAGGACGAAAUCAUCAUUCAGGGAGACUUUACAGAUGACAUCAUUGAUGUCAUCCAGGAGAAGUGGCCUGAGGUGGAUGACGACAGCAUCGACGACCUCGGAGAAGUCAAGAAAUGAACAUCCGAUGUGCACUUUUACUGAAACAGAUGCGACACGACACAAAAAAAAACGGCCAAACGUACACAUUACAUCGUUGUUUUAUAUCUAUUUUAUUUACUGUAUAGAACAUGGUGGACUUGGCCACACCCUUGGCGCUUUUCUCCCCCAGUUCUUCAUAGCUGCUUGUUCUAUUGGUUGCCAAAGGUCUGGUAUGAUGUGAAUAUCUUAACACUUUGCUCAAUCAAACUGCAAGCUAAUAAAUUCCAGGCUCAUUGGCUUGUUCUUCGUAUAAGAA